AUGGAUUUUCUACAUUAUACAAAUGAAAUUUUUAUUGGAUUUGAUGUUUUUUUUUUUUAUGGUAUUUCGAACGAUAUAGACGAAUCCCAACAACGAAAUUCUUCAUCGACAUUUCAUUUUGGUAAACGAAAAUCUAGUUUAAGACGAAUUCUUAGAAAUCCUGUUCGACGUCUUAGUUUAAAAGAUACUAGUACUAGUAAAGAUGUUAAAACACCAGAUGCACAAGAUUUAAUACCAACUUCUACAUCGAUUACAUCAACAAGUAGUGGUAAUGGUAUAUCUGUUAAUAAAAGACAACCAUUAUCUUCGAACUCUACAGCAUCAAGAAAGGUCAAGGCAUUCACAUUUAUAAAUACUGACGACAUGACAUCAUAUCCUGAUAAUUCGAAUUCUGUCAAUAAAUCAAUUGGUAAUGGUGAUGUAAAUGAUAUUUAUAAAAUGACUGAAUCAUCUUCUUCACCAUCAACUGUCAAGACAAUUAUUUCCCAAAAGAAUAAUUUAGAAAACGAUAUAAUCGAAACACCAUCAUCAUUCGAUAUUCAAUUCCAACAUACAUCAUCUACUGAUACAAAUAUUGAUUCUUUACCAGCUGUAAUUGUAAGAAAAUUGGUCAAUACACUUGCACUGGAGUCAUCCAGAAGUCAUAGUGGUGACCUUUCAUCACGUUUACGUAAAACUCGUGCACCUCCAUUAACAUCGAUAAGUCCUAUUGAAGAUGAUUCUGUUAUUGCUCGACUUGUUCAGCAUGUUGCACCUAUUAAUAUUGUUUCUGGUCUUACAGCAAGCGAUUUUCAAAUCCCAACUGCCUUGUCAGUAACAACACCAACUACUGAUGAUACUUCAACGAUUAGUUUACCAUCAUCAUCAACAAUAACUGUGAUUCCAAAUGAUAGUCCAAGUGAACAAACAGAUGAAAUAUCUUUAAAUGAUGCUGAUCAAACAACACUAUCAUCUCUAACAACAACAACAACAGCUGAUGAACCUGUUGUUGAUGCUCGAACUAAAUAUGGUGCAAAAAGAAGACAUAAUAUAAUGGAAUUAAUUGAAACAGAAAAAGAAUAUGUCAAAGAUUUAGCAUUAAUUGUUGAGGGUUAUAUGAAUGUUAUUGAAAAUGAUAAAGAUAUUAAAAAACCAACGGGUCUUAUAGGCCGUGAACGUGUUGUUUUUGGUAAUGUACAAAGAAUAUAUGAAUUUCAUCGAGAUACUUUUUUACCACAACUUGAACAAUGCAUCGAAAAUCCCAAUACUCUUGGUCGAUUAUUUACUACAAAUCGAUUUAGUCCUUAUGUAAGAUAUUGUGAAAAUAAACCACGUUCGGAAUAUCUUGUUUCAGAAUAUCAUGAUUAUUUUGAAGAAAUUCGUAAAAAACUUGGUCAAAAAUUACUUGUAUCUGAUUUAUUAAUAAAACCUGUACAACGAAUAAUGCGUUAUCAAUUAUUAUUAAAAGAAAUUCUUAAAUCAACAGAACGUAUGGGUGAUGAAUCACGUGCUAUACGUAGUGCUUUACAAGUUAUGAUUGAAGUACCACAACAAGCUAAUGAUAUGAUGAAUGUUGGUCGAAUAAAAGAUUUACCAACAAAUGUACAUCAAUUAGGUGAACUUAAAUUACAAGAUAUGUUAUCUGUUAGUGAUCCAAUAUCAUCAAAAGAUUCAAAAGAUAUUGAAAAAAAAUUUAAAGAACGACGAGUAUUUUUAUUUCAACAAUCAAUGAUAUUUUGUGAUGAAAUACCAGCUAAAGAUAAAUAUUCAAGUCCAAAUUAUACUUAUAAAUAUGAACUUAAAAUUAAUAAAUUACAACAUAAAGAAUUUAAACGUAAUAAAGAAUUAUUUCAAUUUACAUUAGUCGAAGUUGAUGCUGGUAAUACACGUCGAGUUAUGUGUCAAUGUAAAGAUGAUGAACAAUAUGAAUUAUGGGUCACUAAUGUAAACAAGGUGCUUCAACGUCAGAUGGAUCUUAUUAUAGCUCUAACUAAUCCAACAGCUGCUCUACAAAAAGAGUUAUUAACAUGGGAAAUACCUGAAUGGAGACAAGCAAGUCGUCGAUGUUUUACGACUGGUCAUGCUGAUGUUAUUGUUUCACCGCAGUCAAAUCUUUAA
Messenger RNA from Rotaria sordida, 2097 nucleotides. Lineage: Eukaryota; Metazoa; Rotifera; Eurotatoria; Philodinida; Philodinidae. The record is from the annotation of a GenBank genome assembly.